Molecule: messenger RNA, 919 nt
Organism: Vigna umbellata (rice bean)
Lineage: Eukaryota; Viridiplantae; Streptophyta; Magnoliopsida; Fabales; Fabaceae
Gene: SAG20
Product: senescence associated gene 20
Source: RefSeq, a predicted model, not a curated record
ACCCCUCCUCGGUCCCCUUGCAAGACUCAACACAACGAAACAAGACGUUGUUUGGCUGCUCCCGGUUCUCGAAUCGUCUUCUUUCCCACCGAAACUCGAAACCUUUUUCUCGAACUGGCUAACUCUCAGGCAAGUCCUUCGGACGCUGAUUCCAGCAACAAGCAGCUGGUGCUAGCACUGUAUGACGCCCUAAGCUCCGGCGACUCCGCCGCCGUCGCCGAGAUCCUCGCUGCCGACCUCGAGUGGUGGUUCCAUGGUCCUCCGCCACACCAGUUUUUGAUGCGCAUGCUCACCGGCGAUUCCACCGCCGAAACCUUCCGAUUCGUUCCGCAAUCCAUCGCCGCCUUCGGCUCCACCGUCCUCGUCGAGGGCUGCGACACCACCCGCAACAUUGCCUGGGUUCACGCCUGGACUGUCGCGGAUGGGAUAAUUACUCAGGUGAGAGAGUACUUUAACACUGCCCUCACCGUCACCCGCUUCGAAGCUUCCGGCGAGAUUGUUCCCGCAAGCUCCGGCACCGGCCGCUUUCCUUGCGUGUGGGAGAGCAGCGUAUCGGGUCGGGUCGGGAAAUCCGUGCCCGGUUUGGUUCUUGCAAUAUAAACAACAAUAAUAAAAUAUAUAAAUAACUAAAACGCGGUCACGUGUUGCCGUUAGUGGAAUAAUUAAAUAAAGGGGUUGUGCACGUGGCGGUGACUGGGUCACUCGGUUUCAGGGAACACUGAUAAUUGCUAUUGGAGUUUUUCGGAGAUUCGGGAGAUGUGAGACCCUUGCUCUUGUUGUUUGUGUGGUUCUUUCAGUUUCGUUCAUUCUGUGUUUUGGGUACCAAUAUGGGUUUACCCAGCUGCCUGGAUUUUCCUUCUUGUGCAAUGUGGUGGUUUGAUGAUGAUGCAAUAAGAAUUUCUGUGGUUUGUGAUUUUAA